This is a messenger RNA of Glycine soja, 2327 nucleotides long. RefSeq lists its product as uncharacterized. The record is from RefSeq and is a predicted model, not a curated record. The transcript is spliced from 6 exons. Lineage: Eukaryota; Viridiplantae; Streptophyta; Magnoliopsida; Fabales; Fabaceae. Bases 452 to 1966 code for a protein of 504 amino acids.
AUAGAAUAGAGUCAUAGACACCGUUAUAGAGAGUCACUGAGGUGAGGUGAGGCAGCCGGCGUAUGUAUGAUGAACCUCAGACGCACAAAACUCGAUGAUGCCACGUGUACGGAAAAGAUGUGAUGUGACGAUGCGAUCGUGCGGAGCACCAUCGUUUAACUUUUCCGACAAGCACAAAAUCCUCAAAAAUCUUUCUACCGAUCUUACCGUGUUCCUCCGCAUGAUUCACAAAACCUGCUCCAUCAAACGUAGGUUCACGGCAACGCAUUCCCACUGAGUCACUCACUAGGUUACGAAUCAAAACCGAUGCUAAUGUUGUUCCUUUUUCCGCUUCCUCGUCUCAGUAACAUGUAAAUUUAUCGAGCAAGCACUGAUUAUUGGGAAGUUCCAUCGAAAAGACCAACAUUGCUUUGAUUCUCUCAGUAACGAGGAGUUUGCAGUGAAGAGGGAAAUGUCUUUCCACAAUCAAGCAUUUUGGAUGGGGAAGAGUCCUGGGGGGUUGAAUGACGGUGACAUGACAAAUGACAAUUCUUCUAGAAUAGAGUCCAAGCGUGCUCAUCAGUGGUUCAUGGAUGACCCUGAAGUGGAUAUGUUUCCCAAUAAGAAACAAGCCGUAGAGGCUCCAAACAAUUUGUUAUCUGGAAUGCUCAACUCCAAUAUUUCUUCAUGGGGAAAUUCCUCAGGAUUUCACUCUUUAAAUGGUCAUUUUACUGAACAGUUAUUUGCCCCAGAUGCAGUAACUAUGGGUUUUGAAGACACAAACACCCCCUCUGUUAGCAUAGAUGAUAAGUUGAGUGUGGAAAGAAAGGAUAACAUGGAUCCCUUUGGGAGUGAGUCCUCAUUUGGUUUAUCCAUCUCAACUGCAUUAGAAGAUCCUCAUUUAGUUUUUAAUUAUGAUGGAACUAGAAAAGUCAAAGUUAAUGAGGUGAGGGAAUCUGAGAAUGCCAUGCCUGUUGCUACAAAUAAUCCCUAUGAAAGAGGUGUUAGUGACAGUGUCUCAAAUCCUUGUCUAUACAAGGAGGAUGAUAAUUCCAUAUCAACAAGUCUCGCCUACAAUGAAGAGGUUGCGAAUAUAAUAACAAUGGAUGGCACAUAUGACAGGACAGAUAACAAUUUUACAUCAAUGAUUCAAUCCUAUAACAAGGGAAAUGACAGCUUAUCUAUACAUCCAACGUUCAAUGAAAUGGAUUUGGGUUUCAGUAAGGUAGAUAGUAAUGUAACAUCUAUUGCUCAAGGUUACAACAAGGCCUAUAACAAUUCCGUGUUAACUAACCACUUAUACAGUAAGGUUGACAAUGACACUUUAUCAUUGCAUCACACCUACCACAAGCAGGGAAAUGAUGUGCCAUUUGUUUCACAUUCCUAUAAUAAUGGAGAGAGCACUAUCAUAUCCUUUGGUGGCUGUGAUGAUGAUGCAACUCCCACUCACUUAUUCAUUUCUGACUAUGAGAGCAUCUAUCAUUUACUUCCAAGUACAGCUCAGACAUCUGAACCUGAGACUGAAAAUGUUCCCAAGACAAAAGGGGAGAUAAAAAUGUCUAGAAAAGCUACUUCAAACAACUUCCCUUCAAACGUCAGAAGUUUGCUAUCCACUGGUAUGCUGGAUGGUCUCUCAGUAAAGUACAAGGCGUGGUCACGGGAGAAGGAACUUCGAGGUGUUAUAAAAGGUGCUGGCUAUUUGUGCAGUUGUCACUCAUGUAAUUUUUCCAAGGUUAUUAAUGCAUUUGAAUUUGAGCGACAUGCUGGUUGCAAGACAAAACACCCCAAUAAUCACAUUUACUUUGAUAAUGGGAAAACUAUAUAUGGGGUUGUACAAGAGCUCAGGAGCACUCCACAGAGCAUGUUGUUUGAAGUUAUUCAGACUAUAACUGGUUCACCUAUCGAUCAGAAAUCCUUCUGCAUUUGGAAAGAAUCUUUUUUGCCUACAGCAGGGAACUCCAGCGCAUAUGGGCAAAACAAGAAGUAAAACAAUUGUUAUAAAGGAGCAAUUUUGAGUUACAAGAUAGGACAAUCUUUGUUGGUUUCAUAGGAGUAAUGUUUUGAUACACCUUUUGCUGACCGAUUGUCAAUGCAUCAUAAGUUUUGAACCCUUUACCCAUUUGAAGAUAAACUCAUCUUUGAUGAAAAUAGUAGGGAACUCUCCAAACAAAAUGGAAAUAUGUAUUGCAAAUUGGAUCUAUCAUGGUAGCAUAUAGUUGAUAAAUUUCAAGAAGGGAAAUUGAUUUUGUUGUCAAGGUCUGUAGUCUUAUUAAUACUCUAUUAUUACCAUUUUCUUUUGUUGUUGUAUGUGGACCAUAUCUCAAAUCGAAAUAUCGUAUAAUUAGAUA